Arvicanthis niloticus (Nile rat) is the source of this 857-nucleotide messenger RNA. RefSeq names its product TNF receptor superfamily member 13B (gene Tnfrsf13b). The record is from RefSeq and is a predicted model, not a curated record. Gene Ontology annotation, biological process: hematopoietic progenitor cell differentiation; B cell homeostasis; negative regulation of B cell proliferation. Gene Ontology annotation, cellular component: plasma membrane. Lineage: Eukaryota; Metazoa; Chordata; Mammalia; Rodentia; Muridae.
UCCUAACUCUCCAUCUCUCCAUCCACAGGAUUGGUGGCCGGGUGUGACUAUGGCGUUCUGCCCCAGAGAACAGUACUGGGACUCCUCAAGGAAAACCUGUGUCUCCUGUGCACUGACCUGCAGCCAGAGGAGCCAUCGCUCCUGCACAGACUUUUGCAAAUUCAUCAGUUGCCGAAAAGAGCAAGGCAAGUACUACGACCAGCUCCUGGGGGCCUGUGUCAACUGUGACUCCACCUGCUCACAGCACCCUCAGCAGUGUGCACACUUCUGUGAGAAAUGGCCCAGAAGCCAGGCAAACCUCCAGCCUGAGCUCAGGAGACCACAGGCUGGGGAGGUGGAAGCCAGGCCAGAUAACUCAGGAAGACACCAGGGAUCAGAGCAUGGUCCAGGAUUGAAGUUAAACAGUGAUCAGCUGACUCUCUACUGCACGCUGGGAAUCUGCCUCUGUGCCAUCUUCUGUUGUUUCCUGGUGGUCUUGGCCUCUUUCCUCAGGCGUAGAGGAGAGCCACUUCCCAGCCAGCCUGCCGGGCCGCGUGGGUCACAAGCAAACUCUCCCCACGCCCACCGCCCUGUGGCAGAGGCUGGCAACGAGGUGGCUGCGUCACCCCAGCCUGUUGAAACGUGUAGCUUCUGCUUCCCGGAGCGCAGUUCGCCCACUCAGGAGAGCGCACCGCGCUCACUCGGGAUUCACGGCUUCAUGGGCACCGCUGCCCCGCAGCCCUGUAUGCGCUCUUCGGUCGGGGGCGUGUGUGUCGUGCGCGCGCCCACCGGGGACGCGCGUCCGGGAGCUUGACAGCCAGAAAAAUAAAAAGACAAUUUAGAGGAUGGAGUGGCAGAGGGGGAAAGAGAUGGAGAAG